CACCUUAGAUAGCUACCUUUUACAAUGCAAUCAAUUCUCCAUGACCUUCAGUACCCAAUACCCUUUCAACCCAAUAGGAUCAUAUAUUCUAUAGCCGGAAUGGAUCAUUUGCUCAAGGUAUCAAAAGAAUGACUCAAGAACACGGUGGCGUUGAUAUUGUGUUAAACUCGCUUAGUGGAGACGCGUUGGUGAAGACCUGGGAAUGCGUAGCACCAUACGGACGGUUCUUGGAAAUCGGCAAGAAAGACAUCCUGGAAAAUGGAUCGCUGCCUAUGUUUCAAUUCGCAAAGAACGUCUCAUUUCAUGCGAUUGACCUAAAGGAUCUUGGCCAAUACAAACCUGGCUUAUCACAUGAAAUCAAACAAGGUGUCGUAUCGUUAUUGUUCGACAGAAAGAUCAGUCCCGCGUAACCGCUACAUAUCUACAGGAUUGAAGGGGUGGAGAAGGCCUUUCGAUAUCUUCAGGGUGGUAAAAUACCGGAAAAACAGUGAUUGAGAUGCGCCCAGAGGCAGAAAUAUUAGUAAGUGUUACCGUUCCCAAACUGUCGACAACCAGCUGACAAACAAAAUAGACCGUGCUCGAAAGAAAACCCGCUUGGUUCUUUGAAAGUUUCGCGACAUACUUGAUUUCUGGAGGGCUCGGGGGAAUUGGCAGAAGCAUCGCCCGCCGGAUGGCUCAACGAGGAGUCAAACAUUUAAUCCUCUUAUCUCGCUUCGGCCCUCGUACCGAAGCCGCUCAUACUCUACUCAGGGAAUUGCAGGAUCUAGGGGUAGAGGUAGAGAUCCUGGUUGCAGAUAUUGCAGAUGGACCUCUACCCAAAGGAAAACUUAGCGAGUUAUCACGGAGGAUUCCUCCAAUAAAAGGAUGUAUCCAAUCAUCCAUGGUCUUAGCGGAUUGUCCCUUUGAAUCAAUGUCCUACAGCCAAUGGCGAACAGCGAUAGAACCAAAGGUGCAAGGCACCUUCAAUCUGCACACCAUACUGCCUAAAGGAAUGGACCUCUUUCUCAUGUUAUCGUCAAUCGGCGGCGCAAUCGGUUCAACAACUCAGGCAAACUAUGCUGCAGGGUGUUCCUAUCAGGAUACACUUGCACAUCACAGAGUCAGCGUGGGGGAAAAAGCUACAACCUUCGAUCUUGGAUUUAUGUUAGACGACGGCGUCCUCACCGAGAAUAGCAAGAUGAUGACCAUUCUAAAACGUACGGGCUACCUGGUCGGAAUUACCCAGCAAGAAUUGUACGCUUUGUUGGAGCAUCAUUGUAAUCCAUCCCAAGGACUUUCAACGCCUCUCAAAACGCAAGUCGUGAUUGGCAUUGAUGUACCGGCAUCUCUUAAAGCAAAGUCUAUACGUACACCUGUCUUUAUGCGCCGCCCUCCCUUCCGUCAUUUCUACAAUAUGCGUUCCGCUCUCCCUUCUAAAGGCGACGAUGAUAAAAGCAAUAAGGAGUCCAAUGAACUGUCUAUUUCAAAAGUGCUUGCUUCGGUAAAAUCUCUGGAAGAAGCAGCUGGCAAGAUAUCCCACUCAUUGAUGGCUAAGCUUAGCAGAGCCCUUGCUAUCCCGGCCGAGAAUUUAGAUUCGAGCAAAGCAAUGCACACAUACGGCGUGGACUCUUUGGUAGCAGUUGAAUUGCGAAAUUGGUUUGUACAAACACUUGAUGCCGACGUAGCAAUCUUUGAGUUAUUGGGGAACGCCACAUUUCAGGACAUUGGGGUAUUGGUCGCCGGAAAAAGUCGUCUUGUUUUGGAGUUAUUGAACAACAGCCAAAAGGGAGAGGAUGAUAAGGCUGCGUGAGUACCCGAAAGGUACGCGCUCGAUAUUCGAGAGCCAUGGCAAUGUGUGUGGGUAUCGUAAUGCAGGAGCGUUGAGUUCAGGUCCCAAAAUGUAGUUAGAAAUUGGUGUAAGAUUUCAAACAUGCAUUUUGUGACCUUGUAAGUGAAUAGAGU
Messenger RNA from Hymenoscyphus albidus, 1941 nucleotides. The record is from the annotation of a GenBank genome assembly. Lineage: Eukaryota; Fungi; Ascomycota; Leotiomycetes; Helotiales; Helotiaceae.